UUUUCCCGCCCGAAAGUUUUGAAGAUAACCUAAUCAACAGUGCGUGCGGCAUAACAAAAAUGGCAAUACAGGCACCGGAUGAGACUAAUGGCCUUGUCAGUUGCAUAUUUGUACUUGUACGCACAAAUUUGAAGGAACUUGAUGACGACUUUUCUUUGACUGACAUGAUAAAUAUUAACAACACAGUGAGCGGAGAUGAAUACAUUGCUAAAGCAAUACCUGUGUCAAGCAUGAAUGGGAAGCGAAUGAAUGUUACACUCGGUGAAGAAUCAAUGACAACAUGUGAUGUAAUGAAUACAGGAAAAGCUGGGAUACAAAAGGAACAAUCCUCUGAAAAAGAAAUUUUAUUUGCGGGAAGAAAUAGGAAAUUAAAUAAAGAGAAAUUCAGUGUCUCGAUAGUUUAUUCCGCACCCUCUGGUGAACAAAUACAUGUCAAGCAGAGCCCUCCAAUGACGCUGAAAGUUCAGCAAGAAACAACUGCUGAAAACGAUGCUGAGAAAGGAGCGUUCGAGUUCAACAUCAUCAGUUUUGUGAUUGGAUUUCUUAUUCCCUUCGUCUUCUUGGUCGUCUCUGCCUGGAUCAUAUACAAACUGAGGAAGAAAAUAAAGAAUUUGGAGGAAAACGCAGGAGUGAAAGAACACAAUUACGAAACUAUUAAAAAAAAAGAAACUCCUUCAAACAACCCAGUAUCACAACCAUCAUAUUCAAAUGUGCUGCAAGAAACUGUUGGUUACGCACAAGUUCUUCCUGCGACAACUAAUCAAACACAAGUGGAGUCAGCUUACGAACAACCAUCAUCAUCAAAUGUCCUGCAAGAAACUGUCGGUUACGAACAAGCUCUUCCUGCGACAACUGAGCAAACACAAGUGGAGUCAGCUUACGAAACUUACAACGCCUGAUAAAUUUCAGCUAAGCAUUAGCAAUUGGCAUAAUACAAAAUAUAAAAAUAUUUAUAUUUUUUUUUAAUAAAACAAUAGGUAAACUUGUUAUAUACAAUGUCGUUGAUGUUAAAGCAGCAAGUCAAGUCGGUGUCGAUGGUUUCAAAUCUACAUAUUACAGUCAGUGCAACCAUCAGUCUUUAUUCACUUUCUCAUCCAGAGUGUAAUCAGCACUGUAUGUUAUGCCGCGGACAUCUCCAUGCAUUCCUUUAAAUAUUAAACGUUAAGGUUAAGUCUGUGAAUUGGAAUGCAGCAAUAAAACUUGGAAGACCUUAUUUGAGAAGUUUGGUAUCAUAAUUUAUUUGAAAGUUGUUUUUUCGGUUUUCCCCUGGUACGUGAUGUGUCUCUCUGUGAUUUACAACACCCCGCUAGGUGACGCUAGAAAUUUUUAUCCACCAGGUCCUGCAAAUGCUUCAAGCGAGACAAGGUGAUGUUUAAUUCUAUUGUUUGCUAAAUUUUUACUUCACGUUGUUUUUGUUCUGCUUAUUAAUUAUUUUAGAAUGUGGUUGACUCGGUGAUGAGUAAUCCGUCCUUCUUAAGUUUGUAUAUUUUGUAUUUAUAUCUUUACUGAAAAAGGAAAGUUUGACUUUAAAGAAUGUUUCCCAUUCUGCAAAACUGCUGAAUAUUCGCACUUUGUUAAACUUGCCUAAUAUUUCUUUGAGUUUUUCAAUUAUUUCAAAUUUUGGAGAAGCUGGCAAAGUUUUAUUAAAAUAAAUGAAAAUCUCGUUUGGUAAACUUUUCUCACGAACUGACUCGG
Messenger RNA from Styela clava, 1695 nucleotides. Lineage: Eukaryota; Metazoa; Chordata; Ascidiacea; Stolidobranchia; Styelidae. The record is from RefSeq and is a predicted model, not a curated record.